AAUAUUUUUCUGAGAUAAUUUCAACGAAGACAUCCACAAACACAAACAACGAAAAAAAAAAUCUUAAAAUUAAAAAGUCGGGGUCAAUAUUUUUGGCAAAAAGUUAAGAAACUCUGCAGAUAAUGCAUCUCACAUAAAAAAACGGACGAAAGAAAUUAAAAAGCAGCUCAAUUAAUGUGAUAAAUUGAAAAAAAAGAAUUCAAUGUAAAAAAUUCCAGAAAAAAAAUACGUCAAAAAAAAACAUGAAAAGCACAAAGAUCAAUAGUAAUUACAACGUCAUGACAUGCUCAAACUAGAACUACACACAAAAGCAUAGAAAAAAGAGUAAACAAUUAUAUUUACAAUAAAACAAUAAAAAUAAAUUAUUUAAUGUUUGUAUUUAUACAGACGAGAAGUGUUAUCAGGAUGAGAUUGUUCCGGUAGUUUUUUCGUGAAAAACAAGUGAUUUUUUUUUUGAUUGAUUAAAUUUUGUUUUAGUUACUUUUUUGUGUAGAAAAAUAUUAAUUUAUUUAUAAAUAACUGCCACAUUAUCGACACUUUUAAAUAAAAUAUAAAAAAAUUUACGUAAAACUGUGUCAUCAAAGUAGAUUAAAAAUAAAUAAUCAGUGUAAAGUACAAAGGAGCGAUCAAGAAAGUUCGAAGGAGAAUUAUUUACUUAUACUAGAAAAGUAAUAAAUUAUACUAGAAAAAAAUGGCUUUAAAUUUCACAAGGCGACAAUGGAUGACGUUGCUGAUUAUGGGAUUGGCAGAUUUUUGCAAUGCAAUUUGUGUGAGUCUUCAAGCACCAUUUUUCCCACAAGAGGCUGAGCGAAAAGGAUGCAUUGCCACGGAAUACGGUCUCGUCUUUGGAGUAUUUGAGCUCGUUGUGAUGAUAGUUUCGCCGCUUUAUGGACAGUAUUUGAACAAAAUUGGGCCAAAAGUGUUAUUCAAUGCCGGAAUAUUAACAACUAGUACGUCCGUUAUUCUGUUUGGGUUGCUCGAUCGCAUUCCGGGACAUACGGCAUUUAUUACGUUGGCAUUCGUCAUUCGAAUCAUCGAAGCUUUGGGCAAUGCUGCGUUUCUUACAGCGUCAUUUACAAUUAUUGCGAAGGAAUUCCCAAAUAAUGUAGCGACGACCUUCGCAUCUUUGGAAACAUGUUUCGGUCUUGGAUUGAUCGUUGGUCCCAUGCUUGGUGGUGCCCUUUACUCUGUCGGUGGAUAUUUCUUGCCUUUUGUCGUACUCGGACUCUCACUUUUCAUCACAGCUCUCUUGACACUCUGUAUCUUGCCGCAUCAUAAAUUUUCGGAGGAAGAACAGGAACGGACAGCUUCUCUCUUCUACGUCCUCAAAAUCCCUGGAGUUCUGAUUUGUGCACUUGCUAUUGCUGCCACCAGUGCUUCGAUUGGCUUCAUAUCAGCAACUUUAGAGCCACAUUUGCGACAAUUCGAGUUGGGUCCAGUGUUGUUAGGGGUCAUUUUUGUCAUCAAUGGAGGCGUUUAUGCCCUAACCGCGCCCGUUUAUGGAUGGGUAUUAGACAAAUGCUUUAACCCGAAAUUAGCAACGAUAAUGGGAACGAUGUUGAUUUGUGUCGGAUUUUGCUUUGUGGGACCUGUGCCUUUUAUUCAAGCUAAAACGACUCUUGGCUUGGUAAUAACGGGAUUAGUCCUUCAUGGCUUCGGAAUUGCAGCUGUUUUGGUGUCAAGCUUUACAGAUGCCCUAAAAACUGCCGUUAAACACGGAUUACCUGACAACAUUGAAACAUAUGGCCUCAUCUCUGGGCUCUGGACUUCCACUUUUGCUUUUGGGGCAUUUGUUGGACCAUCAGUUAGUGGUUUUCUCUUCGAUUCUGUCGGUUUUCGCGCUUCCACGUUAUUCAUCAUUGGCCUCCACUUAAUUGUUGCUGUGAUUACAUUCCUCUUUGUCACGUGCUGCAACCAAGCACCCGGCAAAUACAAAGAAAUCUCAUCGACAGAUCCUUUACUUACAAACACCGAUGAUCAAAGUAUCGGAGAUCAUAUCAUCAAAAAUGAAAAUGGCAGUCUAAUAUCCAGUAACUCCGCUAUCCAUAUCGACAACUGUCGACCAUGCGGCAUGGCAAACAAUUUACUCACGUGCAACAGUUACAACACAAAACAAACGCAUUGGGCGAGUUCCUGCAGACUGGAGUCCGGAUCUACGGCAAAUUUGAGCUUCAGACCGAAUUAUGGAACGUUAGAGGCUGGCUGCAGUCAUCACAUUCACGGCAGAGGAUAUGAAACGAUUUCAUAGUGAACUGGUUUUUAUCGAAAAAAAAAUAAUUUUUUGUUAAAUAUUGUAAUUGAAAAUAUUUAAAAAUUAUACUUUUUGUUUGUUUUAAGAAUUUUUUAUUAGGGAUCUUUUCGAUAAAAUGAAUUUAAAGCGAAGAAAUUUGUGUGAAACAUUAAUUAAUUGUAAGAAUAU
Messenger RNA from Culicoides brevitarsis, 2419 nucleotides. Its product is annotated as MFS-type transporter SLC18B1-like. The coding region runs from base 692 to 2248 and encodes 518 amino acids. Gene Ontology annotation, biological process: transmembrane transport. NCBI's taxonomy places the organism in Eukaryota, Metazoa, Arthropoda, Insecta, Diptera, Ceratopogonidae. Gene Ontology annotation, molecular function: transmembrane transporter activity. The transcript has 11 exons. The record is from RefSeq and is a predicted model, not a curated record.